Molecule: messenger RNA, 195 nt
Organism: Plasmopara halstedii
Lineage: Eukaryota; Oomycota; Peronosporomycetes; Peronosporales; Peronosporaceae
Exons: 2
Coding region: 1-195 (64 amino acids)
Source: RefSeq, a predicted model, not a curated record
AUGAGAUUCCUAUCACUACAGGCUCAACUCAAGAGGGAUAUUAGAGAUUCGUCAUCGACGUCAUUGUCGGAAUCUUUGUCGCAAGAGCAAUUAGAAAUUGCCAUUGAUCAAGGUCGCCAUAGUUUUAUUGCGAACACGAACAUUGUACAUUAUAAUGAGUCCUCCAACAUAUUUUGGAUUGCUAAGGAGCCAUAG